Molecule: messenger RNA, 2851 nt
Organism: Dipodomys spectabilis (banner-tailed kangaroo rat)
Lineage: Eukaryota; Metazoa; Chordata; Mammalia; Rodentia; Heteromyidae
Gene: Eya4
Product: EYA transcriptional coactivator and phosphatase 4
Exons: 18
Coding region: 70-1920 (616 amino acids)
Biological process (GO): cell differentiation; multicellular organism development; positive regulation of DNA repair
Cellular component (GO): nucleus
Molecular function (GO): protein tyrosine phosphatase activity
Source: RefSeq, a predicted model, not a curated record
AGAUAGCCCACGUUUUAAUUGAAGGGAGCUGCUUCAACUUGGCUGUAGCAGGAGCAGUGAGCAAACCACAUGGAAGACUCCCAGGAUUUAAAUGAGCAAUCAGUAAAGAAAACGUGCUCAGAAUCCGAUGCUUCAGAACCUCAGAAUUCCAGGUCUAUGGAAAUGCAGGACCUAGCAAGUCCUCACAGUCUUGUUGGCAGUAGUGAUACUCCUGGUGGCUCCAAACUGGAUAAAUCCAGUCUCAGCAGCACGUCAGUCACUACAAAUGGGACAGGAGUGUCGCUUCUUGCAGUCAAAACAGAGCCCUUGAACAGCAAUGAAACCUCAACCACGACUGGAGAUGGAGCGCUUGACACUUUUACUGGGUCAGUAAUAACAAGUAGUGGUUACAGCCCAAGGUCGGCGCACCAGUAUUCCCCACAGCUGUACCCUUCCAAGCCCUAUCCACACAUUCUUUCUACACCAGCAGCUCAAACAAUGUCUGCCUAUGCGGGCCAGACUCAGUAUUCGGGGAUGCAGCAGCCAGCGGUCUACACAGCCUACUCACAGACAGGACAGCCCUACAGCCUGCCCACUUACGAUUUGGGGGUGAUGUUGCCCGCCAUCAAGACAGAAAGUGGACUUGCUCAAACUCAGUCCCCAUUACAGAGUGGCUGCCUCAGUUACAGUCCGGGCUUUUCCACCCCCCAGCCAGGACAGGCACCUUAUUCUUACCAAAUGCCAGGUUCUAGUUUUGCACCAUCAUCUACCAUUUAUGCAAAUAAUUCGGUUUCCAACUCAACAAAUUUCAGUGGUUCACAACAGGAGUAUCCAUCCUAUACAGCCUUUGGCCAAAACCAAUAUGCACAGUAUUAUUCAGCAUCAACGUAUGGAGCAUAUAUGACAUCAAAUAACACAGCUGACGGCACAUCUUCAUCAACCUCAACCUAUCAGCUGCAGGAAUCUCUCCCAGGACUGACUAGCCAACCAGGAGAGUUUGAUACAGUGCAGAGCCCUUCCACACCUAUCAAGGAUCUUGAUGACAGAACAUGUAGAAGUUCUGGCUCAAAGUCUCGAGGAAGAGGCCGAAAAAAUAAUCCUUCCCCACCUCCUGACAGUGACUUGGAGCGUGUGUUUGUUUGGGACUUGGAUGAAACCAUCAUUGUUUUCCACUCACUGCUCACAGGGUCUUAUGCACAGAAAUAUGGGAAGGAUCCCCCAAUGGCUGUAACCCUUGGUCUCCGAAUGGAAGAAAUGAUCUUUAAUCUUGCUGAUACCCAUCUGUUUUUUAACGAUUUAGAGGAGUGCGAUCAAGUUCACAUAGAUGAUGUUUCCUCCGAUGAUAAUGGGCAGGACUUAAGUACCUACAGUUUUGCAACUGAUGGCUUCCAUGCAGCUGCAAGUAGUGCAAACCUUUGUUUGCCAACAGGUGUAAGAGGAGGAGUGGACUGGAUGAGGAAGUUGGCUUUUCGUUACAGAAGAGUAAAAGAAUUAUAUAACACCUACAAGAACAAUGUUGGAGGACUCCUUGGCCCUGCAAAGAGGGACGCAUGGCUGCAGUUAAGGGCAGAGAUUGAAGGUCUGACAGAUUCCUGGCUGACAAAUGCACUUAAGUCUUUAUCAAUUAUCAGUACUAGGAGUAACUGCGUCAAUGUCUUGGUAACAACAACCCAGCUGAUCCCAGCACUAGCGAAGGUUCUUCUGUACAGCUUAGGAGGUGCUUUCCCCAUUGAAAAUAUUUACAGUGCAACUAAAAUAGGCAAGGAAAGCUGUUUUGAGCGUAUAGUGUCCAGAUUUGGCACUAACAUAACUUAUGUUGUGAUUGGAGAUGGCCGUGAUGAGGAGCAUGCUGCUAACCAGCACAACAUGCCCUUUUGGAGGAUAUCAAGUCACUCGGACCUUUUGGCUCUUCAUCAAGCACUGGAAUUAGAGUAUUUGUAACUGUGUUCUCUAGCUGGGGAUCCAUUUUAUAUACAUAUAAAUAUAUAUAUAUAUAUAUUUCAAGUACACUGAAUUUUUAUGUGUGAUUCAAUGCCUCUGGCUCUACACAUAUAAAUUGUCUUAAAGUAUGAAAUAUUUGGAAUGAAAAUUCCAAAAUGAAGAAUUCAGAUUGCUGAAUGAAAUUCAACUUUAGUGCUACAGAAACAAAACUCAAUGGUCUUAUAUUUACAACACUUUAAUGGUUUAUUAACAACAAUGACAAAGAUGAUGACGACAACAACAACAACAACAAAUCUGUGGAAGUUUCUGCACAACAAAUGAGUCCUAACUGGAAUUAGCAUUAGCAAAGAUCUCACCCUCUCAAGCCACAGCCUCUGUGCUCCAUCUGACAAGGUGGUCAACAACAUUCCUCAACAUGAGAACUCGUCUCAGCCCUGAGGUUUGAACCUGACUUUACCCUACCUAGCCCAGAAAAUCUGAAUUGGAAUGCACUCCGACUGUAUAAAGACAGUCCUAUCUAGACCUGUAAUUUGUGUACAUUAUGGAUGGAAAUAAUUUACUGUGACUUAGUAGCAGCUGACUUUGAAAGUGGGUGAAAUUUUUCUUUCAUUUGUUGGGGAGGGGACAAGGGGGGUCAUGGGAAUAUAAUAUUGUCUCUUUUUUAAGUUUGGCAAAACAGAAUGUUCAUAAUGAUGUGUUGUGCCUUAAAGACAAGACAGAGUUUGUGUGUUCUGAUGUAACUUUGGUUAAAAAAAAAAAAAAAAAACCUCUGUAGAUAAUGAAAAACAAUAACAAAAGCAAAACCAAAAAAAAAAAGUCUGUGAUAAUUCUUAACAUGACCAAAUUUAAAAUUUAAGCUAUCAGAUAUCAAGAAGAAACUGAGUAUUUGGACAUAAGAAUAAAUGAAAGCUUGUGUUUUUUUUGGGUUCUU